AACAGCCUUUCCCCUUUUCAGGUAUUGUGUCACUUGUCAACAUCAAUUCUAGCAUCCCCUGAAAAUCCAACAUAUAAACAAGCCAUAUAUCCAUCUCAACCCCCACAGUCAGGAUAGGUAACACAAAUAAAAAGAAGUUGAAGUUGAAGUUGAAGCCUGAAGUUUGUUUUUCUCUCUUGGGUGCCUCUGGUUUCACUGGUGGAGAAGAGAAAUGUCAGCAGCUGUUGGGACUUUCUCAGCCUUGGGCAAUGGACUGGAAAUUGAAGAAUUGAAGAAGAAUAAGCAGAAGAAGAAGAAGAAGAAUAUCAAUAACAUUAAAGUUUCAAAUACUAAAAUAGAUGAAGAAGAGGAGCACCAUGUUUGUAGAGAUCAAGAAGAGAUUGAUGAAAAUGAAGAUGAGGAGGAUGAUUCCAUACUCGAAUCUUUGAAAGAAUUGGAUCUUGGUCCUCAAGUUUCUCUCAAGGAACAGCUUGAAAAAGACAAGGAUGAUGACAGCUUAAGGAGAUGGAAGGAACAGCUUCUUGGAAGUGUUGAUAUCUCUGCUGUUGGAGAAAGCAAAGAACCAGAAGUAAAGAUAAUAAGCCUGUCAAUCUUAUGUCCGGGACGCCCUGAAAUAGUCUUGCCAAUUCCAUUACCUACAACUUCAAAGAGCAACAGUUUGUUCACUCUCAAAGAAGGAAGCCAAUAUCACCUCAAGCUAUCCUUCACUGUUUCUAACAAUAUUGUAUCAGGCCUCAAAUAUACCAACACUGUCUGGAAGACUGGAGUGAGAGUGGACAAAACAAAAGUAAUGCUGGGAACUUUCAGUCCAAAGCAAGAGCCUUAUACAUAUGAAUUGGAAGAGGAAACUACACCUUCUGGCAUUUUUGCUAGAGGUUCCUACUCUGCUAGAACCAAGGUAGUAGAUGAUGAUGGCAAAUGCUAUUUGGAUGUCAACUACUGCUUUGAAAUCCAAAAGAAGUGGCCCUCAGGAUCUUGAAGAUCUCUUACACUUUUACUUUGUUUGUACUGGCUUUCUCUGUUUUCUUUUUCUUGUAACCUUUUUUUUUUUUUUGGUAAUAUUUUCUUUUGCUUUGGCUUGUUGUAUGUACCAUUUGGCUAAAAUGCAAAAGUGGGUUAUUCAUUUUUCAAAACUACGUUA
Messenger RNA from Ricinus communis (castor bean), 1141 nucleotides. Its product is annotated as rho GDP-dissociation inhibitor 1. NCBI's taxonomy places the organism in Eukaryota, Viridiplantae, Streptophyta, Magnoliopsida, Malpighiales, Euphorbiaceae. Gene Ontology annotation, molecular function: protein binding; Rho GDP-dissociation inhibitor activity. Gene Ontology annotation, cellular component: cytosol; membrane; cytoplasm. The coding region runs from base 212 to 979 and encodes 255 amino acids. Gene Ontology annotation, biological process: Rho protein signal transduction. The record is from RefSeq and is a predicted model, not a curated record. The transcript is spliced from 4 exons.